Molecule: messenger RNA, 2256 nt
Organism: Labrus bergylta (ballan wrasse)
Lineage: Eukaryota; Metazoa; Chordata; Actinopteri; Labriformes; Labridae
Product: tetratricopeptide repeat protein 39B
Molecular function (GO): protein binding
Source: RefSeq, a predicted model, not a curated record
AUGGAGACGAAAGGCAACUCACUUCAAUCUGUUGACUUAAACCUUCACGUUGAGGAAGUAAUGUCAUCUAAAAUGGAUUUAGAGACUUCGUUGAAGGAAUGCUCUGCUGCCCUUGAACUUUUUCUGGACAAUAGGUUCUCUGAUGCUUUGGCUCUCUUAAAACCCUGGAAGGCUCAAAGCAUGUACCACGCAAUGGGCUACAGCAGCAUCUUGGUGAUGCAGGCAGGCAUGACUUUUGAACCAAAGGACAUGGAUGCUGCCAUGACGUCACUGAGAGAAGCCCUGCAGACAUGCCAGAGUUUUAGGAAGAAAACUGGAAUAGUGGAGACUCUGGCCAGUCUGUGGUACAGACAAACAGCUGACAACCUUACAGAGGAAGAGAUGCAUGCAGAGCUGUGCUAUGCUGAAGUUCUGCUGCAGAAGGCUGCCCUCACAUUCCUGGAUGAGAGUAUCAUCGGCUUUAUCAAAGGAGGGAUGAGAAUCCGAAAUAGUUAUCAGAUUUUCAAGGAAUGCCAAACUAUGGCAAGCGUCACAAAAGACAUGGAAGAAAGGAAAAGCACACAUGUUCACUUCAGGGGCGGCAUCAGCAUGGGCAUUGGAUCUUUUAAUCUGAUGCUGUCUCUGCUCCCGUCCAGAGUCCUCCGAGUGAUGGAGUUUUUGGGCUUUUCAGGAGACCGGGAAGUAGGUUUGUCAGAGCUAAGACAGGGAGCAGGCAGCAACAGCCUGCGCUCCAUCCUCAGCGCUCUGACUCUGCUGAUGUAUCACCUCUACAUUACAGUCAUUCUAGGAACUGGGGAAGGAAACCUUACUGAGGCUGAAGCUCUGCUGGUGCCCUACACUCAAAGAUUUCCAAAUGGAGCUCUUAUCCUUUUUUAUACUGCAAGAAUCGCUUUGCUCAAGGGGAACUUCACAUUUGCCCAGGAGAAGUUCCUGGCAUGCAUUGCAGCGCAGGAAGAGUGGCGUCAGAUCCACCACUUGUGUUACUGGGAGCUGAUGUGGGCCUACUCCUUUGAACAAAAUUGGAAGGAGGCAUAUAAAUAUGCUGACCUGCUCUGCAAAGAAAGCAAGUGGUCACAGGCUGUUUACGUCUUCCAGAAAGCUUCUAUCUUGAGCAUGCUACCUGAGGAGGAGGUGAAGAAGCUUGGAGAAAAUGUGGAGGAUUUAUUCAGGCAGGUGGAUAGUCUCAGACUGAGGAUUGCUGGUAAGUCGAUUCCAACGGAGAAGUUUGCAGCAAAGAAGGCCCAGAGAUACUCUUCUUCUUGCCCUGUGAAACUGGUCGUACCUGCUCUGGAGAUGAUGUACGUGUGGAAUGGUUUCACUGUCGUUGGAAAAAGACCUGAGCUGACAGAGAGCAUCUUGAACACGUUAGCGAGAGCGGAGGAGGAGCUCAGAGACGAUCCCAACCCAUCUGAGUAUCACCUGGAUGACCAGUGUGUUGUUCAGCUACUGAAGGGCCUGUGCUUGAGACAGCUAGGGCGUCUGGUCCAGGCUGAGCUCUGCUUCAAUCACGUCAUUUCCAGAGAAAAUGAUAUCAAGCAUGACAACUACCUGGUGCCUUUUACCAUGUAUGAGUUGGGCCUGUUGCACAAGCAGAAGGGUGACAUCCCAACCGCCAUUACAGUGAUAGAAAACGCAAUGACGAACUACAAAGACUACAACAUGGAAUCAAGGCUACACUUCCGCAUCCAUGCAGCACUCAACACCAUGGGCUCUUUUGCAGCCAAACUUCCUCCUUCACGUACUCCGGCUUAGAUGACCCUGUGGUAGGAAGGUUGACACAACUCGCAACCCUGUUUACUUCCUUGAAUUCUGCGGCUGUACUUGAAAUGAUCAGGAUUGGCAUCUUGUUGUCAGUCCCUUAAUUAUGGUGUGUACAUCCAAACUUAACUUUGUAGGUUGUUGCAGAGCAGUGCUCUGAAUUUCAGCUCAGUAUGCUCCUUUAAUGAUUCAGAAAUGUGUUUUAUCUGUAUGUUGGUGUGUAUCUGAAAGUGCAUCUUAUGAAAGAAAAGUGUAAUGUAUGUGUUGGUGUAUGAAUAUGUUUAAGAUGUUGGGUUAUAUUCCAUUGAAAUAUAUCACAGCUUUUGUUUUAGCUUGAAGCUCCUUUUAUCACAAGUUCUGCUUUGAGAUGUUCAUGAGGUUAAACUAGGUUUAAUAUUUAAAAAUGUUUGUCAAAAAAGAAAUUGAAUAAUAUAAACUCUUAUGUAUUUAACUACAUGCUGGUACAGUUCAACAUUGUUCUAAAGAUCUUGUAAAUAA